GGACACACUUCAAAGAAAACUUUCUUCAUGCCGAAUCUCUGUAUAUUUGAAAUCCACAAUGCCUUCCCCUAUUCCAGUAAGCCGCCUGCUGCCCAGAGAGUUCUGCCCUUCUCCAAACCUGGGGCCUUAUAGCAGCCCGAUACACCGGCAUGGGAAAGAAGCGGACAUUAUUUUUUCCAGGCAAUAUCCUAAACCACGGAUUGAGCGCCGACGUUCUUGUUGUGCAAUUAAUUGGGAACAUCUCCAGCUGCUUCAGCUUUUGGGCUCUGGGGGCUUUGGGUCGGUGUACAAAGGCGACUACUAUGGAAAAACUGUGGCAGUCAAAAUGGUUAAGAAGAGCACCAAGAACAAGCUAGCGUCAAGACAAAGCUUUUGGUCGGAGUUGAACGCAGCCCACCUGAAUCACGAGAAUAUUGUGAAAUUUUUUGCUGCAACCACCUGCAUCCCCGAAAACCUUGAAAACCAGGACAACCUUGGCACCAUAAUUAUGGAAUACACCGGGACAACCACUUUACAUCACAUUAUUUACAACAGCACAGACGCAUUGGGUAUGGAUACAUGUUUCAAGCAUUCUUUGGAUAUUGUUAAUGGGUUGGCUUUCUUGCACUCGAACAACAUCGCGCAUCUUGAUUUAAAGCCAGCUAACGUAUUGGUUACUGAAGACGGCGUCUGCAAAAUUGGUGAUUUUGGAUGUUCGCAGAAAUUGGUAAAUUAUAAAGAUUUGCUUUCUACAGAGCCCCAGAUUUGCCACGUGGGAGGUACGUACACUCAUAGAGCUCCAGAACUGCUAAAAGGCGGAAUUGCAACUUUGAAAGCAGACAUUUACUCGUUUGGCAUCACUCUUUGGCAACUGCUGACUAGGGACCAGCCAUAUACAGGUGAUCGCCAACACGUGUUAUAUGUUGUGGUUGCGUAUAAUUUACGCCCUGUGGUCACAAAGAACGUUUUUAAUGAAACAGUUUUAGGACAAACUUGUAAAUCUGUUCUGGACGGGUGCUGGAAUGCUGACCCCCUGGAAAGACCCAGCGCCAAACAUCUGCUAGACAAAAUUGGCAUGAUGCAGGACAUGUACAACAUGCUGUAA
This is a messenger RNA of Polyodon spathula (Mississippi paddlefish), 1084 nucleotides long. RefSeq names its product v-mos Moloney murine sarcoma viral oncogene homolog (gene mos). NCBI's taxonomy places the organism in Eukaryota, Metazoa, Chordata, Actinopteri, Acipenseriformes, Polyodontidae. Gene Ontology annotation, molecular function: protein kinase activity; ATP binding. The coding region runs from base 59 to 1084 and encodes 341 amino acids. Gene Ontology annotation, biological process: protein phosphorylation. The transcript has a single exon. The record is from RefSeq and is a predicted model, not a curated record.